Messenger RNA from Aureobasidium musti, 1629 nucleotides. Lineage: Eukaryota; Fungi; Ascomycota; Dothideomycetes; Dothideales; Saccotheciaceae. The record is from the annotation of a GenBank genome assembly.
AUGCCGCCGAAGCUUCCGAUUCUCGUCAGUUCGGCAGCGGCGUCAAUACUGCUGGCGCACUACACGCCUGCCUACGCUCCUGGCUCGCGUCUUCAAACCUUCUUCCUCAUUGCCUUCACAGAGUUCAUUGCGUGGGCAACAUGGCGAGUGGUUAUAUACCCGAAUUUCUUCAGUCCUCUGAGAGAUCUUCCUGAGCCGCCGGGAGCCAGUUGGUGGAAUGGCCAUGCAUCCAUGAUAAUGGCACAGCCAGCAGCUCAUCCGAUGCGUGAAUGGAUGAACACAGUUCCAAACGAUGGUCUCAUGCGCUACUCCAAUUGGUUCAAUUCUGAGAGAGUGCUCUUAACUAACCCAAAGACUCUUGCUGAGGUUCUUUCAAGCAAAAACUACGAGUUCAUCAAGCCAGCACAUUUCCUUGAUAUCAUUGGCCGAAUUCUAGGCAUCGGAUUGUUGUUCGCAGAAGGCGAUGAACAUAGGGCACAACGCAGAAAUCUCAUGCCUGCCUUCUCGUACAGACACGUCAAAGACCUUUAUCCCGUAUUCUGGGCCAAGUCAAAGGAAAUGGUCGAAAGAAUGUCCAUUGCUAUGCAAGACCCAUCCACGCAGGAUGGCGCCUCUGCCAAUGUCGUCGAAGUUAGUGAUUGGAGCAGCCGAGCUACGUUGGACAUCAUCGGAGUCGCUGGCAUGGGCCGUGAUUUUGAGUCUCUCAAGAACCCGGACAAUGAACUGAACAAGACUUACAAAAACAUCUUCCACCCACCCAAGUCCGCCCGCUACCUGCAAGUCGCCGGCAUGUUCUUACCACGCUGGUUCCUUAGGAACCUGCCGCUCAAGCGUAAUGAUGAGAUAUCAGAAGGAUCCGCUCUUAUCAAACAGACAUGUCGCGACUUGAUCGCCGCAAAGAAGAUUCGUAUGGAGAAGGGUGCUGCAGAUGAGACUGAUAUUCUCAGUGUGGCUCUGAGGAGUGGAAGCUUCGACGACGAGAACCUUGUCAGCCAGAUGAUGACUUUUCUCGCUGCGGGACAUGAGACUACAAGCUCAUCCAUGCAAUGGGCUAUAUACAUGUUGUGUCGCCAUCCUGACGUACAGACACGUUUACGCGAAGAGAUACAUUCCAAGCUACCCUCGGUACGCGAUCCUCAGGCUCAAAUCACCGCCACUGAUAUCGACAACUGCCACUAUCUUCAAGCAGUCUGCAAAGAGACCCUUCGUCUCUGGGCGCCAGUGGCUCUGACCAUGAGAGUUGCUGCACGAGACGAAACUAUCAGCGGUCAUCCUAUUCCCAAGGACACGCUCGUAGUCUUGGCUCCACUAGCAAUCAACUGCAGUAAACAUCUCUGGGGCGAAGAUGCUAUGGAGUUCAAGCCAGAGCGCUGGUUGACAGAUGGUGUCAGCAACAAGAACGGUGGUGCCGAGUCCAACUACAGCUUCAUGACCUUCCUCCAUGGACCACGAUCGUGCAUCGGUCAAGGAUUUGCCAAUGCUGAGUUUGCAUGUCUUCUUGCAGCCUGGUGUGGCAAGUUUGAGACUGAAUUCGAAGAUAAGGAUUAUGUUUUGGAAAUCAAGGGUGGCAUCACUUCUCGACCCAAGAAUGGCUUGCGGGUCAGGUUGACAGAGGUUGAAGGAUGGUGA